Molecule: messenger RNA, 921 nt
Organism: Cordyceps fumosorosea ARSEF 2679
Lineage: Eukaryota; Fungi; Ascomycota; Sordariomycetes; Hypocreales; Cordycipitaceae
Product: Histone-fold protein
Exons: 3
Coding region: 1-921 (306 amino acids)
Biological process (GO): leading strand elongation; DNA damage response; heterochromatin formation
Cellular component (GO): epsilon DNA polymerase complex; CHRAC
Molecular function (GO): protein heterodimerization activity; chromatin DNA binding
Source: RefSeq, a predicted model, not a curated record
AUGGUAUCUCGCAAGUCGGACGCGCGUAAGAGCGACGUCUCGGCCGUUGGGCCAACCGCGGCCGCCACCGACUCUUCACAUGCUGCGGCCGCAGACGACUCCGUCCUCUCGACAGCGACGACGACAACAGGGACAGCACACACGGGCGGUGACAAGACCUCCGGCGAGGGAACGAAAAAGGGCAAGGAGCCGGCGGCCGCGUCGGCGACAACGACGGAAGAUAAGACGACGAUUGAAGACCUGACACUGCCCAAGUCCAUCCUCACACGGCUAGCUAAGGGCGUGCUCCCCCCCAACACGCAGAUCCAGGCCAAUGCCAUGACGGCGCUGAGCAAGAGCACGUCGGUGUUCAUUAGCUACCUCGCUACGCAUGCAAAUGAGAUCACGCUCAAUGCAAAUAAAAAGACGAUUAUGCCCGCGGACGUAUUCAAGGCCUUGGAGGAAAUUGAGUUUGAUUUUCUAAAGGAACCGCUCGAGGCUGAAUUCGCAAAAUUCAACGCCAUCCAGACGGACAAGCGUAACACGUACCGCCAAAAAGUCAAAGCAGCGGCCAAGUCGACGACGGGUGACGACGACACCGAGAUGGGCGGGGCCGGAGCGGACUCGUCCACGAUAGCCGACACGACGACCGCCUCGGCACCGCCCGAGGAUGACGAUGCUGACGACGUGCCGCGCUCGAAAAAGGCGCGCGUCGAACCUGGAGCGGCGGAUGCGGAGGAGACGGAGGCGGACGACGCAGAGGAGGAUGCCGCAGAGAUGGAUGAUGAGGAAGAGGACCAGGAAGAGGAAGAGGAGGAAGAGGAGGAGGAGGAGGAAGAAAGGGACAGAACGGAAAGCGGUGACGAGACGCAGGAUGCCCUCGAGGAGCGGGUGGACAGGGAAGAGGCAGACGAGGCGCUGGACGGCGACGAGAGCGACUAG